Helicoverpa zea (corn earworm) is the source of this 5711-nucleotide messenger RNA. RefSeq names its product cyclin-J-like (gene CycJ). Gene Ontology annotation, molecular function: cyclin-dependent protein serine/threonine kinase regulator activity. Gene Ontology annotation, biological process: mitotic cell cycle phase transition; regulation of cyclin-dependent protein serine/threonine kinase activity. The coding region runs from base 292 to 1605 and encodes 437 amino acids. The transcript has 6 exons. Lineage: Eukaryota; Metazoa; Arthropoda; Insecta; Lepidoptera; Noctuidae. The record is from RefSeq and is a predicted model, not a curated record. Gene Ontology annotation, cellular component: cytoplasm; nucleus; cyclin-dependent protein kinase holoenzyme complex.
UCAUUCAUUCUAUUUGUCAAAAAUGCUGUACGAAGGAGCUCGCAUCGCCAAGCAAUGAAAUUAUUUUAAAUAUAGUUUUUCGUGACAUUUUUUCGGCGUUUUUGUGAUUAACUUGAAUGGGAAGAGUGAUGCUUGCGUGUAGUACGAAAUAUUUUUGCAAAAGAAUUCCUUUGGUUGCAUUUUUCGGCUUGAUUAUUUGACACUUGUUUCCACGUGGUUCACGUCACAAUCGGUCGACGUGUUAAUUUUCUACAUAUUAUUUAAAGUUCUUGACUUGAUUUAAACGAAGAAAUGGAGUCAUUGAACAUCUCGAAACUCAACUUGUGCAGCGGCAGGAGCCGGAGCUCCCAAGACAACGGUGUGAAGUUUGAAAGGACUGAAGAAAAAUUCGAAACAAAUGCACUCACAGAUCAAGAUGAAGAGUACCACUGUGAAUAUAAAGAAGAAAUAUGGAAGAACCUUUUGGAACAAGAAGCUGAGAAACCAACUAUUCACCUGCAGUCACCACAGCUGGAGUUCCGAGGCGCGUUAGUACAGCAACUGCGUGACGUCACAAAGAAAUUGGGGCUGAGCAUUGCGACGCUACACUCGGCGGUUGCUCAGCUCGACCUGUUCAUGGACGCUCACAGACUGAGGGCUGACCGACUCACACAUGUCGCUUUAGCCUGCUUGAGCUUAGCAGCAAAAAGCGAAGAGAAAUUCAGUCGGGCGCCCACACUGAAGACUUUAUCCAAGAUUAGCGGGGUCCAGCUAUGUGGGAAGACGUUUAGACAGUUAGAGUGGAUGGUGGGCCAGCACGUUCGCUGGCGACUGUUGGCUCCGACGCCCGUGACGUACGCCGCGCUCCUUGCUCAGUACGUGGUGACAGAUAGCGACCUCACCACCAGACAUCCUAAGUUCGUCAGACGCUUUAAGAGAGAUGGAGCGAAACUCCUCGAAGCUUACUUGGAUUUGACGCUGUCUGACGUGCGGCUGAAGGUGGUGGAGUGCGUGGACGUGGGGUGCGCGUGCGUGGCGUGCGCGCGCGCGGAGCUGGGCCUGCCCGCGUGGCCCGCCUGGCUCGCCGCCCGCGCCGCGCGCCAGCCCGCCGCCGUGGCGCCGCUCGCCAGGCUGUUACAGAGGAUGAUGCAAAUUCUGAAGUCUCGCGAAACAUCCGUGGAAUCUGAAGUAGAUCAGGGCUACAGCAGCGCCCGGACGUCCCCGAAUCAAACACCGUGUACCUCGCCAAGCUUCCACGUGUCCCCGGCAUCCAGCACUUGCAGCACUUCGUCCCGCAGCCACUUGAACGUCGACACAUCUUACCGCCAACGGCCCGUUGAACGUCGACCCGACGCUACCUACUCCGUCUUAGACUUAGAAGAUUCUAAUGUGCCUCAGAACGUAAACGUUGAUUACUACACACUGCCAACUGCUGUCGAUAUGACGCUGCAACGGGUGAACUCGGCUGCAGACUACAGGUACUGUAGGUCCCGUAGACUGGUCGAUGCUAGUUUAGAAGUACAACCGUCUACCAGUAUGGCUGUGAAGCGUGGCAUAGACGCCAAUGUCGACAUCGAGAGGAAGAGGUACAGACUCGCCUCACAGAUGUCCCAGGUAGUUCUAUGAUCAUGUCUAGUCUUAACGUAAGUCUGUAUUCAUGUUCGGUACAUUUUUCGUUCUACGACGGUUUCAUGACAUCUGCAAAAUUUGUGUUCUUUUUUUCUAAUGUUUCCUUUUUGUUCUCAACUGUUUUUUUAAGUCUUAUUACAAAAAUGUACUGAUGCGGUUCUGGUGGCCGUGUUAAAUGAAUCCAGGCUAUUGAUGAUAAAUACUUUUGAUUUGAGCUUUUAAAUUUUAUUGAUGUACGUUUCUAUACCUUAAACUCAUAUUUAUUAUUUGAAUCGAAAGUAUUUAUGGUCAGUAUACAAAUAGGUUAGUAGGAUGCAUAUUCCAGAAUGUUGUUUAAAAGCGUAGCUGAUUUUUACGAGUAUGCUUUACUGUGUUGCAAGUGGAAAUAAUGUUGUAUGUACCGAGCCUGCACUGUUUUUAUUUGACUGGUUUUUUAACCUUUCCUAAUACUCAAAUAUUUUAUUUCUUAUCAAAUUCGAAUGCUCAUCAUACAUAUUAUAUCCACUUGUAAUAAAAUGUAUUAUCAUAUAGCAAUAAUGAUUGAGAAGUUUAGAAAUAUUGCUACAUUUUAGAGAUGAGGUUUUGAAAAUUGAACUUAAUUUACAAAAGACACGGAUUUCAAUAACUAGGUUGUUUGAUGAUGUGAAAGUUAUAAACUGACUCAUUAAAAUUAGUUUUACCACUAGUUUCUACUUCAUCUUCUGUGUGCUUUCAGGAUAGGCGUUAUGUUUCAGAAACGUCCUCAGUAAAUUAAUGCUUUCUUGUCAAAUAACUUUUUGAUCUAAAAAUACAACUAUAGUGUCAAACUUAUAUAAAAACCAACUCUAAUGCAAUAAAACUUCUCAAUUACGCAUUUCCUAAUUAGCAAUAGUUAGUGAGAAAUUGUUGGUUAAACACCAAAUCUCGAAUUAGCAAAGUUUUCAACAGCCUGAUUAUAUAACAAUGCAAAAAUGAAAGCUUAUGAUGAAAAGUACAUAAUUAAAUUGUAUCCUUUACCUAAUUUAGAGUGGGUUGUACCAUUUACAUAAUGACCGAAUCAAAACCAGCCGUCAAAUCGGCGAUAUCGCUUGUUGUAUUCAAAAUUCAAAUGGUGCAACCCGCCCAAAAUGUUAGAUUAAAGGCGACAUAUUUAUUCAUACUCUAUUUAUAGAAAUGCCAAAUUGUUUAUUAUAUACAAAAUAAAUUUGCAUCGUUAUGCAAUUAGGUUGUUGGUUAGCAUUUAAAUGGUGAUUAUGACGUAGCUCAUAGAUCGAAUAGGGUUGGCAUAACAUGCGUAAGUAGAUGAAAUAUGUAUGUACACAAUGUAAACGAUUCCUCAAGUACUUAAUACAAAUUAAAAAUGGAUACUUAACACGAUCAUGCAAGCUUAUAUAGAAUCCGGUGUGCAAAAGGAUGGAGCUAUAGAAAAUAAAAUAUAAAUUUAAUAGUUAUUGCGUUUUAUGUGUAGAUAGAGGAUAUAUCUGAAAUUAAGUAACUUAAAUACGAAGUAACACAGCAAUAAGUUUUAAUAACAGCAUGUUAUGUCAAUCCGGUAUUGUACGACUGCCUUAAUAUUACUGUAACGGAUCAUACGACGUGAUAGAGUAAACUGACGAUCAUUAUUUCCUUAAUUUAUGUUAGUUAGAAAUUUAUAUCGUGUAUACGUUGUAAAGGUGGAAUUACUCAUUUUAAAGGCGUUUGGUUCGCGUGAAACCUCUUUCGUUGUUGGCCGAAUUUGAACUACUUCAUAGACGCUUUCUACUUGUCUCUGGUUUGCAUCAGUGAAACUGAAAUAGCAACACAGAGAUAGACAUAUCAACCAUCGAAAGAACUAGAAGGUAAUGUAUAUUUCGGCAUACCUUAUCGAAGGCAGCACAAUAGCUGUGCUGUGAUUGGUUGACGGUAAUAAAAACAGUCAAUCAAAUUGCUUGACUGAUGUUUGCGACGUUAAAUAACGAAAAUCAGGUUCUCGCACUAACGAACAUUCAUUCGUCUUUAGAAAACUCAAUUUCACCUUGAUUUACCAAUCUAGUAUAUUUUAAUACUGUAUCCGAAAUAGCAAUUCUAGUAAAUUAAUGCCAAUUUCAUUUAGUACGAGUCAUGUUAUAGAAUAACUUAUUUGAAUAAUUUUUGCUGUUUUGGAUGUAGAGCGGUUGUGAUUAAGUAUGUUUUAAAUUAUUGUUAAUAUUUAAAUUUGCUUCUGCUUAUAAAUGUUAUUGUAUGCACUUAUAUUCGCUUUACGUUUGGCCAGUUACGUAAACAGCAUGACAGUUCUAGCUGUCCCAUUAAAAAUUCAAGAGCCCUCAUACUAAUUAAUUUACAUUGUCAACAUCGAAACGUUCGGCAUGAAUAGUUACUUACAAAAAAUAUAAACACACCCAAAACUGAGUAUACCGGUGUAAGUGUACAGCCUAAACUUUAGGCAAAUUGACUUUUUCUCUCUGGGUAACACCAACCCUAUACUUGAACAGUUUUGGGUGUACACAACUUUACAUAUACAUUUUUUAAUUGAAAGCUGGCAAAAUAACCAUUAUAAGCAGAAAUGACAAUGUUUGGACCGUGGUAUGGAAUAGAAUCUUGUUUUAACAUUAACGUUUUUAUUGCUCAUUUUUACUGCAUUGUUUAAGUUAUUUUUUAAAUAUUUUUUAUCAACGAAAUGUAAGAUUCCGUUCCAUAUUCACAUUUAAUGUGUAAAACUGUUAUGUGACAAAAUAUGUGGUGUGAUAUCAAAAUUAAUUUACCAGUGACAGUUCAUGUCUUAUUUACUUUUCACAAAAUGUUGAUUGUUGCGAAAAUCCAUCACAUAUUUGGGCGUAUGGUAUAAAUGUUUUAUUUCACUACCUUAUUUUAAAGGGUUUUACAACUGUCAAUAGGGCAAAGGGGACAUAAGCAAUAGUAUUUUCGGUCGUUUUAAAAAAUCGCAAACGGGUACAUAAAUCAAUUAACUGCUUGAAUGUCGCUAAUUAGAGAACAAUAAAAAAUCAAUUGUGUCUCGCGUACAUUUUACAUAUAAUACAAGGGGUUAAUAUAUGCAUUAAAAUUAUAAAUAACAAAGAAAGUAGGCCUAGAGCUAAAGCUAAGUCCCACAAAACCGUUUAAGUGGCUAUGUGGAACUUAUGCAUUUUAUGCAAAUUGUACCGAAACUAAUACAUUAGACAAAUAAUCAAAUUAAUGAGAAACCCCUUGGCCCUAGAAAAGUAAUAAUUUUUAUACGGGUUUGUAAACGGUCUCGUAAUGUCUACUAUUUUGGUUUAUUACUAAUGUUGUACCAAAUGUUUGAAUGUUUUAUUCGUAAUAUUAAUAUUUGCUACAGUGAUAAUUUCCAAGUUAAUUUGGUACCUUUUACUCAUAUCGCGACCGACACCAUGCUUAUACUCGAAUGUAUUGUUUUUCCAGCUCAAGGCCUAAUGAAAUGAAGUUACCAAAACUAUUUUUGAGUAUUUUAUAUUAUGUUGCAGAUCUAAAAAUGUUAAUUGUAUUUAAAAUGUCAUCGUUCACUACAUAAACUUGUAUUUGUUAUUCGCAUUUCAUUAAAACAUGUAAAGGUAUAGUCGAUAUAAAUAAACUGUGCUUCCUUAAUCAUUCUGCCUUACAAUUCUUAUUUGUCGAUAAUUAUAAUUACUUUUCAAAAAUAGAAGUCAUUGGUAAAUAGCUUCCUUCAUAAUAAUUUCGACUUUAUCUGUACCAUUUUGUAUUACCUACCUAGUUUUUAAUCUGUUGUUGAAGUCUUCAGAGUAAAAAUGCUUAUAUACAAUGAUGUUAUCGACAAAUAAAGUUAUUAAUCCAAUUAAAAAAUAAAUAUAUUCCGCUUGUAAGAAUAGAAAAUUUUCAUUGCGUUCAACAUUAAUUUAGCAAUCAUUUCAAAGGGUUUCCACAAAACUUUCAGUGUAAUUUUCGUAAUGUAUGCAAUGGAAAUUAUCUAUCGUAUAUAAAUAGCUUCGAAAUAUUUUAAAUGUAAUAAGUACAUGUUUAAUGACGUAAAAAGUGAAUGGUUGUACGAAGACUGAAGGAUAUGUAGUAUACAUUGGCAUUGGACUGAACAGAAAAUGAAAAUUAUUUUGUACCUAUGAAAACUUAAGAUAAAGACACAUUAUAAACCUUGAAAUAAAUAUUUUACUUCUUUA